AUGUCCAACUUGAACGAAGAGUACGGCCCGGAAGACAUGGCCUGGGUCGCGGCCGAUGCUCAGAUGAGGGAAGAACAAGAUCUGAAUCGUGCCCUUGAAGCAAGUCGAGCUUCCGCAGGAAUCGGGGUACCACCGCGUCCAACGAGCGCUAGGGUCACAAGACAAUUCGAGGCGGAGGACGAGGAGAUUCUUGUUGCGCUCGACAUUAGCCGGAUAGAAGCAGAAGACGCGGCCCAGAGACGCAAUACAGACGCGGAAGCGGAUCAACAACGCUUUCUCGAGGCUCAAAGGCAGUCGGAGCUCGAAGCACGAGCUGCCGAUCAAGAACGCGAGCAUACUUUUGUUGCCCAUGAAGCUCAAAGGCAGUCGGGGCGUGAAGCACUAGCCGCUGAUCAAGAACGUGAAGCUACUCGCAAAGCUGAACUACAGUCUCUGAAAGAUGAGCGUGCUCGGGCUCAAGAUGCACGAUUACGCCAAGAGGCCUUGGAUCAGGCCAUCGUCGAGAGCAAAGUGGCUGCCGAGACUGAGCAGCAGCAUUAUGAACAAGAAUCUGCGCGCCUUCAGGAGGCAUACAGUUUGCGCGGCCUGAGUGAAGAAGAGCAGCUGCAGAUGGCGAUAAGCCAGAGUCAAGACGUAGAGCAUUCUCGUGAAGUUGCACAGGUCGGGCAACUUCGAGAGGAUAUGCUACGCUGCGUAAACGAGCAAGGACAAACUUCUGCACCAUCAGGCGAGCCAUCGGCUACCCAGCAUCCAGAAGACCUCCCAGUGUUGGGGGCCAUGGCGUCCUACCCCCCGGGUCCAGUCACAGAGCAGGAACAAAGGAGUGUGGCCGACGCUCAGGAGGCCAUUGACAAUCCGAAUAUACUCUAUCGGCCUUUGACACCGAUCUCAGAGGCAUCUGCAUCGCGACCGCCAAGUCUGCGAUCAGCGACACAUUCCCGAGCCCAAAUCCCUGGCCGUACCGUCGCCACACACACGAUGGAUCACAACAGGGUGGGUGCGAUGCUUUUACACCCGCUGGGCGGAAUUCCUACGCCACCGGCCUCCGAAAGAAGCAGAUCGUCCAUCCGAUCGGUCUCCUCAGGCCGUCCACCGUCGUAUCAGACGAUAGAAGAGAACCCUGCGCGGAGAGUGGAGUCGUUUGAGGCACCCCACGAUGUCCCGAACGAGUCGCAGCCCAGCGAAGAGCCUCGAUAUCCCGGCGCUUAUCCUCCGUCUCCUUCCCAGGCCAGUUCGGCGGCUGCUAAUACGGUACUCCAUUCAAGACCGAUUGCUGGGACACCCUUACUUCCAGGAGCAUAUCCUCCUUCCUACGCGAGCAGUAGAGCACCUCGCAGCGAGGCGAGAGUAUUCUCUGAGACGCCUGUGCAAGAAAGUGUUGUGUCUCGACGCCCGUUGGGUAACAGGGGACCCAGCAUUGUGUCUAUGCGAAGCGAAUCGUUCUCUGGCGCAUAUCCGCCAUCGUCGCAAGCAAGUGGUGUACCGAGUCGACCGGAUACGGUUUCAUCCGGAGGGACGUUCUUCACAGCCCAGGAAACGCAGCCACCGCCGCGCCAAGCGAGACCACAGGUCACUCUCUCCGAUCUCUGGAAUCAUCGGGACCGAGAUAGCUACCAGCAGGAGGAACCAGAACCUCGUCCGUUCACACCCGUAUCGUCAUCUACACAUUCAAGCGAAGCUUCAUCUGCUAUUCGACCACCGUCGUCUCGCACGUCUCAGGGGAGUGUUGCGCGUAAACCUGUUGCAAGAUCUCAGCACGCUGCUUCCGUUGCUGCUGAGCACCCAGAGCCAGCUACUGCCGCCGAUGCUGUCAGUUCAUCAGACGUGAUACCGUCUGGCCUGCGGCAGGACCCGGUGACAAACAUAUUUAACGGUCCGGUCAGUGUGGUCAUCAACAACUUUCCCGAAGAGCCCAAGCCCUCCCAGAAUCUGUUGAAGCAAGUCUUCAACAAGAGCAGGCAGACUAACAAGGGCAUCAAAGUUGUCGAACAGAAAGGACCAGGGUUUUACGUCAAGGGUAUAGCUGAAGCAGCACUAAAGAGUGGCACAACAUAUGUCAAUAAGAAGACAAGUUGGUUUCAGCCCAAGUCCUCUUCUACGGCUGAACAGUCUAUACUUAGGGAUUUUGAGGGAACAGGUCGAGCAUAUGUACCCCCAUUCGUGGACACGGGCAGCAUUGCUAGUCCUUUCCCUUCGAGACAGCCUUUGCACGUCGUGAACCCAAGUUCAUCGCGUUCGACUCCCACGAUGGCAACGACGCCAACGGUACCUGAGAUCUCUCAUCAAAUGAUGGCGACGGGUAUUACACCUCGAAGGUCAUCACGCUCGCCUCUGAGCAUGCCUGAGAUGAGCAGGCCACUGGAAUCAGAAUUGCCUGGACGACAGAGUGAUGAGCUCGCCAUUUCUCGGCCGUCUGCAUCGCAGCGGCCGGUGACGUCACCUCCGCUGCCAGCGACAAUACAGUCGAGGCCAAUGUCUCUGGAUGAAUUGACUGUGUCCCAGAUCUCCGACGUAAAUGGGAAUGCUGUAACUCCGCCUAGCGUCUGUCAAUCGAGAGUGAGAAGCUCCAUGGACAACGAUAGCUUCCGGUGCGGCUCCGAACUCCGGCCUGAGCCGCUGAACGUUCGCAAGCAGCCUCCUCCUGUGCCACCAAAGCCUUUGGAGCUGGCGAGCCCUGUUACGCGUACAGCACCUCCUCCGCCUCCCCUUGCGAGCCGCAACCCGAUGACGAGGCGUAUGCUUAGCGGGCAAGAGGAACCAUCUGGAUGGGUACAGCAACCAGUGCAUCUUCUUGUCAUGAAUCCGACCCAAAGACCAGCGAUGGGCUCACCGGAUUCUAUGAUGGUGACACCCCCAACACCUCGGCGGAUCAACGUCGAUCUGAACCGGCGCAGUAAUUUCGGACCAAUUGACACGAGCCUAGCGAAUGUGCCGCCUGGUGAACGUCGCAUCGAUGAGUUCAACUCGCGAUCAAUGAUGGAUCUGGGUAUGAUGGGUCAAGUAGGCAAUGCUGCGAUAAUGGAGCCACUGCGUGGACAGUACGAGCAGACCUACGCCCGUCCACCACACGUGCAGCAGGAAAGGCUGAACUCGGAUGCGAGGGCAAGGAAGAAGGAGAAAGACACGCAGAAGGCUUUGCGAAAGCAGUUUUGA
Molecule: messenger RNA, 3153 nt
Organism: Alternaria conjuncta
Lineage: Eukaryota; Fungi; Ascomycota; Dothideomycetes; Pleosporales; Pleosporaceae
Exons: 1
Coding region: 1-3153 (1050 amino acids)
Source: RefSeq, a predicted model, not a curated record